UGAAUGCAGAAGGUAAAAUAUUUGACUUGUUUGUAAAUGCUAUCUAAUUGUGAAUCAUUCUAUGUCUUGAUGGCACCCGUAUGACUCUAUCUUCGUUUAGGAAUCCUAGAGAAAACAUAUGGAAGGAAGAAAAAUACAUUGUUUUCCAAUCCCAGUUGAUGUUACUGUUUAAAUUUUGCCAUGUUUGCAAGGCAGAUAACCCGCUCGUAGAAAUGGUAACAGAUGGUACACUAGUUGUUGUCAAAACAACCUGUGGAAACCCCGCGUGCGAUAAAAGGAAUAACAUCUGGAAAAGUCAGCCACUUUUGCCAAACACAAAAGUAAAUGGCUUCCUUUUAAGUUUUGCCAUACUUGUUUCUGGAGGAUCUUCCACCAAAGUGAUCAACAUGUUUCGACACAUGGGGCUUGCUACAAUAUCUAAUGAGUCUUUCUAUAGACACCAAGUGAAAAUGGUGCUUCCGACAAUCUUUCUUCACUGGAAAGACUAUCAAAGAAAGAUUCUUGAUAGAUUACAGGCUCUGGAAUCAAUUACCAUUUCUGGUGACGCACGACAUGACAGCAUGGGUCAUAGUGCAAAAUAUGGUGCUUAUACCAUAUUUUGUUGUACUUCAGCUGAAAUAAUCAAUUUUAGUUUGAUCCAGAGAAAUGAGGUUGGAAGCAGCACAGGAAUGGAAUUCGAAGGUUUUCAGAGGUGUUUGAAUUUUUUGUUGGAUGAUGGUCUGAACAUUUCCACAAUGGUGUCAGACAGGCAUCAAACCAUUGCUAAAUACAUGAGAGAGAAACAACCAAGAAUUACCCACUAUUUUGACCUAUGGCACUUGAAAAAAAAGUUACACAAGGUAUUGAACAAACUUGCAAAAGAGGCAGAUUGUGAAGAACUGGCCGAAUGGGUAAAGCCGUGCAUUAAUCAUUUUUAUUGGAGUGCUACAUCAACACAUUCAGGAAAUGGUAUGGUUAUACUUGCAAAAUUCAAGUCAUUCCUGAGUCAUGUCAUUGACAAGAAUGAUGGAUUAGAUGAUCCAUUGUAUGAUAAAUGUGCUCAUGGUGAACUGACUCCAAGAAAGUGGAUUCUUCUUGAUUCUCCAGCUUACAUAAAGCUAAGCCAGUCCUUUGUAAAGGGCUUUAAGCAAGCUUCUCCUUUGGAGCAAACUAGUUGUUUGGAAGGAUUCCACUCAACCAUAAACCAGUUCUCACCAAAGAUGAAUGCAUAUUCAUUUUCUGGUAUAUAUUGCAGGUAGGUUAUUAUGUCAAAACAACAAAUGUUGAUUGUCAGUGGUUUGCUAAUUUUCUAAGACACAUCUACCUCAUAUUAGGCACAUCCUAACUGCUAUU
Molecule: messenger RNA, 1332 nt
Organism: Xenia sp. Carnegie-2017
Lineage: Eukaryota; Metazoa; Cnidaria; Anthozoa; Malacalcyonacea; Xeniidae
Source: RefSeq, a predicted model, not a curated record